Helianthus annuus (common sunflower) is the source of this 885-nucleotide messenger RNA. RefSeq lists its product as uncharacterized. The coding region runs from base 1 to 885 and encodes 294 amino acids. The record is from RefSeq and is a predicted model, not a curated record. The transcript is spliced from 2 exons. Lineage: Eukaryota; Viridiplantae; Streptophyta; Magnoliopsida; Asterales; Asteraceae.
AUGAAGGAGAAUGAAGCCGUCGCUGAUUUCUUUUCUAGGGUUAUGCAGAUUGUGAAUAACAAAAGGGCUUACGGUGAAGAAGUUUCUGAUCAACAUGUCAUUGUGAAAGUGUUUCAUAGUUUGCCAUCAAUGUGGGACCACGUUGUUACUGCAAUUGAAGAGUCUCAAGACCUGACAACCUUAUCCUUCGAUCAACUCAUGGGGUCUCUUCAAUCUCAUGAAAGAAGAGUGAAUCGAUCGAAUGACACGGUUAAGGAGGAACAGGCUUUUCCGGUAGUAGUUGAAGAGUAUGCUACACCAACUCGAGGAAGAGGACAAUGUUGGGCAGAGCCGCAGACUCAUGCUAUGGUGAAUGAUGAAAAAGUUGAAGAUGAAGAACCACAGUUGUUCAUGGCAUUUGAACUGGAUGAGACUAGGAUUGAAGAAGGUGCCAAAGCACUUGUGGUUGGUCAAGAUAGCAAUGUUCGAGGAAGCUUUGUGUGGUACCUGGAUAGUGGGUGCUCAAAUCAUAUGAUAGGGAAACGAUCCCUGAUUCAAUCUCUGGAUGAAAGCAAGAAAGUUUCAGUUAGGAUGGGAAAUGGCAAGUGUAUCAAAGUUAAAGGUCAAGGAACGAUCAUGUUUGAGGUCUCAUCAGGGGUGUCUUAUUCGUUGUCUCAGGUUCAGUAUGCUCCUGCCCUUGGUUAUAAUCUGCUGAGUGUUGGUCAGUUAAUGAGGGCUGGAUAUUGGUUGGUUUUUGAUGAUGAUGCAUGCAAUAUUACAAACAAAAGAACGAGAGAGUUGAUGUGUACUAUACCUAUGGCUGAGAACAAUGUUUUUCCUUAUAAUGUUGCUCAACAUCAUCCAACAUCCUUCGCUGCUAUCAUUCCAGUUGACUCAUCUCUUUAG